Molecule: messenger RNA, 9207 nt
Organism: Lethenteron reissneri (Far Eastern brook lamprey)
Lineage: Eukaryota; Metazoa; Chordata; Hyperoartia; Petromyzontiformes; Petromyzontidae
Product: E3 ubiquitin-protein ligase SHPRH-like
Biological process (GO): nucleosome assembly; protein polyubiquitination; DNA damage response
Cellular component (GO): nucleus; nucleosome
Molecular function (GO): DNA binding; ubiquitin protein ligase activity; ATP binding
Source: RefSeq, a predicted model, not a curated record
AGAUGGCCGCGCCCGUGUCGAGCUGACUCCGUUGCAAGGCGAACUCCGCUUCAAACGCGCAGCAACUCUUAAAUAUAUUUUCUUUCUUUAAUACAUUUCAUUUUAAAAGUAUCUUGCCUGGCCCGCCUACACGUCGAUUUACUGCAAUAUACACCCAUCCUUGGACGGGCAAAAAAUCUAGUUGACAUGAAUAACCGAAGAAAGCGCUCGUUGCCUGUCAAGGUGGACGUGGAGAAAAGAAAAGUUCUCUGCUGGAGUUUGCAGGAUGAGUUUGCUCCUACAGCUCGGACAGAACAAGGAGAUGCUGCCCAGUUGCAUACCGAAGACUCGGAUGCCAUUGCACAAACCUCGGACUCGGCGACGUACAGCAGCGACGUUCCCGGUCGCAGCUCAGACACGCCCGGUGGAUGCUCAGAUGUUGCUGCAUCGGCUUCUCCGGCUGCCCCGGCCACUCGACCUUCACCUCUGCGUCUCGCGGUGUAUCCCCAGCCAACAGAGCAGCAAGCGUGGAGUGCCGUUCUGCUGUCGUUUGAGCUCACGUACUCAUUUUCUGACUUUGCUGCCCAGACAACUGACCUGCCAGUGAUGGUGACCCACGACCCAUGCGCUCCCUCACAAUUGCUGUGCGAGUGCGACUCGCCGUUGGUGACCUCUGUCGAUCGCCCUGAGACGAGCGUGCGUGCCAGCGCAACGAUUGACCUGGACAUUCUGUUUGGUCUUGCCUGGCUGCAGCGAAACAAAGUCGUCACCCUUUAUCGAAAACCAACACAGCCGUAUCCUUGCACCGUCACGGUCUUUGUCCAUAUGUUGACAGCAGGACUGUCCCACAUAGAGAUUCUCAGUGAGGGUUACUGGAAAAUAAAAAAGGUCAACCAGCUGCUGCAAAAGCUUUUGGCACUUUCUCAUAACUUCCCAAUUCCUGAGGAGCAGCAAGAAGAGGCUGUGACAGAUGAAGCUUUGGACCUCCAGAAACAGAAUGUGGAAGCGCUGUACGACUAUGUGUGGGAGGCCCACAGUUCCUUUCGCACUGCCACUGCUGACACUGCCAGUGGCACCGACAAGCAUGUGGGGGGUUGCCAGGAUGCACAAACAGACGUGCACGCUAACUCACGUUCACUCGUCGACGCCGACUCUGCACCUGAGACCUUGUCUCAGCUGAAUGAGCAGAUGAGUUCCCAAAGUUCGGAGGGAACCUUCUUGGUAGAGGCAGCAGCACAGAGCGAUAGCGGGAGCUCAAGCGCCUGCGACAUCCAGCACCCACUGCUCGUGCCACAGCUCCGCCCUUAUCAGUGUCAGGCCGUGCAGUGGAUGCUGAAAAGGGAGCACGUUGGUCACGAUGCUUGCUCCACAGGAGGUGAAAAGAAGUUGCAUCCACUGUGGAAGGAAUUCUCGACCAUUGAUGGUCAAACAUUGUACUGCAAUUAUUAUACUGGCAGCAUCAUCAAGGAUCGUCCAGAGGCAGCUCCCGAAUGUCCAGGAGGCAUCUUGGCCGAUGAGAUGGGUCUGGGCAAAACCAUAGAGGUUCUGGCUCUUAUUCUGGCCCAUCCAAGACCUAACAUGGCAACAACAAGCGAGCUCCUCCCCAGUGGUGUUAAAGUUAACUACUACAUUCCGCCUCCUGAGACGGAAAAGGUGAAAGAGAAAAUUAAGCCGAGUGCCGGAUCUCCUAACAAGCCAGCUGUCAGUGCUGCAGGGCUCAGGACCAUGAUCGUCGAGGCGUUCCGCAAGGCUAAGGGCCGCAAGGGCGUGUCCAUGAGCGCCUUGUAUCGCCACCUGUCGGCUUCCUGCGGCUACGACGCCGUGCAGAAGCGGAAGGCGGUGCAGAGCGCCGUGCGGGUCAUGCUGGACGCCGGCACGCUGCAGCACGUCAAGGGGCAGGGUCUCGGGGGAACCUUCCGCGUCAGCAAGAGCUACAGAGAGCCUGUCGCUGGGCUCACCAUGAGCGCGCGCAAGGCACGGGCCACGCCUGCGGAAAAGACAGUGACAGACGCUGCAACGUCGUCAUCUGUACCAGCAGAUGGAGAAGAGCAAAACUCCACGGGGGAUGCGGGUGCAGAGCGGGCUGCCAACCAGGAGAGGGAGGCACCACCUGCCAUGAGGUCAGGUGGUGGUACCGAGAUGGGCGUUCAUGCGGAGAUGGAGCCAAGGAAGCCCGUGCCCAUCUUCCCCUUCAACACGAAGGACUACCGGUUCGAGUGCGUGUGCGGCGAGCUGGGCUUGAGCGACUUCAAGCCGCGCGUGCAGUGCAUGAGCUGCGGGCUGUGGCAGCACGCCGCCUGUGUCAACUACAGCACGGCACUGCUGCAGGCGCAGGAAGGCACCGGCGCAAUUGGCGGGCGACAGCAACAGCAGCAGCAAGAGGAACAGAAGGAGGAUGAAGAGGAGGCGGAGGGCGGUAGCAGUGGCGAGCGUCAUCUGCCAUUCCACUGCGCUCACUGCCUGGUGGCGAUGGAGCCGACCCUUUCGGGGGCCACUUUGAUUGUGUCUCCCAGCUCGAUUAGUCACCAGUGGGUGGACGAAAUCAACCGGCACGUCCGCUCCUGCACCCUGCGCGUGUUGGUGUACAACGGGGUAAAACGUGACGGCUUUGUGCAGCCGCGCAAGCUGGCGCAGCAGGACGUGGUCAUCACCACGUACGACGUGCUGCGCACGGAGCUCAGCUAUGUGGACCUGCCCUACUGCAACAGAGGAGUGGGGUCUGCAGGUGGUGCAGACAGCCUCUUGCCGUCUGAGGGCGGCCGCCGGUUCCGGCAGGGCAAGCGCUAUAUGGCGCUGCCGAGCCCGCUGGUGGCCGUGCACUGGUGGAGGGUUUGCCUGGACGAGGCCCAAAUGGUGGAGCGCACAACCGCAAAGGCUGCCGAGAUGGCUCUGCGUCUCAGCUCGGUGAAUCGCUGGUGUGUGACUGGGACACCUGUCCAGCGCGGACUGGAGGACCUGUACGGCCUGGUGCUGUUCCUGGGCGUGGAGCCGUUCUGGGUGCGCCACUGGUGGGAGCGGCUGCUCUACCGCCCGUACGUGCGUGGCGACCCCACGCCGCUCUACCUCCUCGUCUCCGCAAUCAUGUGGCGCUCGUCCAAGAAGCACGUCAUCGACCAGAUUGAGCUGCCCCCGCAGACAGAGGACAUGCACUGGCUAAGGUUCUCCCCCGUCGAGCAGCACUUCUACCAACGUCAACACGAGCUCUGCUCCCAGGAUGCUCUGGUCAAGCUGCGCAAGUUGCCGGACUGGUCGGUGCGGCUGAGCGCCCUAGAGCGGCGCACCGUGUCCAGCUUGCUGGCCCCGCUGCUGCGGCUACGCCAGGCGUGCUGCCACCCCCAGGUGGUGCGUGGAGAGUUCCUGCCGCUGCAGAAGAGCACGAUGACCAUGGAGGAGCUGCUGUGCUCGCUGCAGAGGAAGUGCAAGACGGAGUGCGAGGAAGCACACCGCCAGUUGGUGUGCGCGCUCAACGGCCUGGCCGGUGUCCACAUCAUUAACGGGGAGGUUGUGGAUGCCGUCCACAAGUACAGAGAGGUGCUCCAGUCCUCCGAGGAACACAAAGAAAAACUCAAGACGGACUCUCUGCAGAGGCUGCACGCCACACACAACCUCAUCGAGCUCCUGGGCCGGCAUCGCGUUGGCAUCGCGCCCACGCUGCGGGACGAUCGGCUGCAGGAAGAGGCGGAACAGCUGAGGCACCGCUACAUGAGCAAGUACGAAGCGGAGGUGCGGGAAGCUCACGCCGCCCUGCAGCCCGUCGCCGUCACUAUCCGGGACGCCGCACACAAGGUGAAGGGCGGCGCGGCGGGAGGGGUGUGGUGGCUGGACGUGAUAGCGCACGCGCUGCGCUCGGGACAGGAGGAGGAGCUGCUGUCGCGCGUGCAGAACGAGCUGUGCUCCAACACCAAGCACAUGCCGCACGCCUACUCCAUGGCGGACAAGUUCCGGAAUGCACGGGGUCUGCAGCUGCUGCUGUCAGGGCAGCUGGACGCGCUGCGCUCGGCACGGGAGGCGGUGCGCUCCGCCGUGCGCGGGCUGGAAGCCCCCCCUCGCCGCGACUCGUGCUGCUCCGCCACCGUCUGCCACCUCCGUGCUCAGCGCCUGCCCCGCAACUCGUGCCCUUUCUGCAAGGCAGAUGAGCUGUUCACAGAAUACGAAUCCAAGCUGUUCCUGCAGAACGCCAAGGGUCAGGCGGCCGUGUGGGAGGAGCUGAUCAGCGAGGAGGGCGGCUCCGUGGAGAACCUCCGCCCGGCGACGGGCCGCGGCCUGUGGGCUCUCAGCGAGACGGAGCGCGUCCUGCGGGCCCUCCUGGCCUUCGCUCGCGCCACCCGCCACCCCGCGGCCGUGCUAGAGGAGGGCGGCUACGCUAUGGAGCUCUUCGACGCCUGGAAGAAGGAGUACAAGCUGCUGCAUGAAUACUGGAUGAUGCUGCGCAAUCGUGUGUCGGCCGUGGAUGAGAUCGCCAUGGCGACAGAAAGGUUCCGGCUGCUGCAGCCGGAUGAGGAUAGGCCGGAGCCGGCGCUUCCACACGUUAUCGAGCCGGGCCAGGUGGAGCAGCAGAGGAUGAAACUUUUGAACGAUAAAGCACUCGCCGCUUCCCAGCUCCGCAAAAAACUUGGACAGAUGCUCUACCUGAGCAACCUGGAGAAGUCGCAGGACAAGUCUGGACAACUGAACCCGGAUCCCUGCCCCAUCUGUGCCCGGAAUUUCGGAAAACAGUGGGUGGUGCUGCAGUGCGGACACUGCUUCUGCAACGAAUGCACGGCCAUCCAGAUGGCGCAGUACAGCGUGGGGUCGAAGCGCUCGGCCAUCCGCUGCGCCGUGUGCCGGCACACCACGCUCCACCACGAGGUGUCCUACGUGUCCACGGUGGGGGACGGGGACCAGGCGGACGACGUCACCGUCAAGGGCAGCCACUCCACGAAGGUUGAGGCGGUCAUACGGGAGCUCAUGAAGAUCCACAUAUCGGAUCCCGAAGCCAAGUCUCUGGUCUUCUCUACGUGGCAGGACGUGCUGGACAUUAUCGGCAAGGCCCUCAAAAAGAACGGCAUCUACUUUGCACAGAUCAAUGGGAUCCACCGCUUCCAGGAGAACCUGAGUGCGUUCAAGCACGACCCGGGCACCAACGUGCUGCUGCUUCCACUUCACACGGGCUCCAACGGGCUCAACAUCAUCGAGGCCACCCACGUCAUCCUGGUGGAGCCCAUCCUCAACCCGGCCACCGAGAUGCAGGCCAUAGGCAGGGUUCACCGCAUCGGGCAGACGCGGCCAACUGUGGUGCACAGGUUUGCCGUGAAGUCCACAAUCGAGGAGAAGAUGGUAGCCAUGCUGAAAUCGGCAGAAAAGAUACCUCUGCCUCUGAGCCGGCCGCAGUCGGACGCCUCCAUCUGGACCGUGGCCGACCUGGCUGACCUCUUCGCCGAUGAGUAAUCGAGAGGAAGACGAUGAGCAGGCGUAAGCGACGAGACAGGCAAAGUUAUUUCGGGCAGCUGUGUGGCGUCGCCGAAUGUUGGCCUGGCUGUCGCUUGACUUUGCCUGCAAGGCCACAGGUUAUUUCACUUCCAAAAUAACGAACGAAGUUUUGAGUCCUAUUUUAUAUUUUGUUAAAUGUUUGCAAUAACACUAAACAAGAGCAAAAAAUAACGUUCACUUCUUUUAGCUGUCAGGCACCACGAACCCCAGGCCAUUCGGUCUGCGGUCCGCAUCAUUGACCAAUCAACCUCGUGACCACUCGCCCUCGCGUAAAGGUGGUGGUGAAGAGAUGUUAUCUCCCUCACCUGGUACGCAGGAAGUUUUGGGUUUGAUCCUGGACCCUGAUGAUUCCUGUUGUGUAGUCGGAGUCCACGUGUUCUCUCUCUCCCCGUGGUGGUCGCAUGGAUUGUUCUCUGGAUACCUCAUCCGGUUUCGCAACCCUCCCACAUGUGUACAGAUCAUUUAGCUGCUGCGAUAAAUUCCCACACGCGAUGAUCAGCCGCCACUUCGGUGAGUUAUCAUGUGUGGCCAGGUCGCCUCGGAAAAAUGAGUGGGCUCGACCUGGUAAAAUAGAAUAGUUUAAUUUUUUCGAUUUAAAGCUUUCGUGACUGCAGGGAUUCAUCUUCUUGGUUCUUUCGCUAAAGUCACGUAGAAGGGAAGUAAUAAAAUAAUUUAAAAAAACAUCAUAAAAUAAUAUAAUAAAUAAAAUAAUAUUUUAAUAUAUUAUUUUAUUUUGAGUGCCACAUUAUUCUUUUUGAAUAGUUUAGUUUAUACAUUAGAUUAUCAGAGCUCGAUUGCACAGUCUUCCUGAAAGAGCCGUCUUCAUGGGGGGCGGGGGGGGCCAUGUGUGUUUGACUUUGUGAGCGCUGAUUGUAUUCUUCCGUGAGGCAGUGCAGCCGCCCUUAAAAACAAGCCUUAAUUGCCUUUGGUGAGUGCCACAGUCAGUACCCCUUGCCAUUCAACCGCCGCUGUUCAGGUGGCAUUCAGAGUAUGAGGCAAUACCCACGGAUAGGUCAAGGAGAAUGACAGUGGUAGCCAAGGGAUGGAAUGCGUCUAAGCAAGCGCCACAUCCCAGGAUCGUGAAAAUUAGCGACGGCAUAGGAAGGCCUUCAUUCAGCUGUGGAUUGAUCACGUCCCACAAAUAGUCGCAACUUAGUGUGUUUCAUUGAAGGGUAGGGGGUAAGCAAGUGGGUAGUACGUGAAAAGUAUGGCAAGCAUGUGUCUUAGCUGAAUCAGUAAAGAGGAGCUCCUGAAGACUGAGACACGGGUGCAGGAUUGGAGAGCGCAGUUUGCCGCGACAGACACUGCGAGUAAGCCCCCAGUGGUUUGCGACCAUGGGGAAGACCUAAAUGCACAUGAUGGAGGUGAUGAGACUGCACGAGGAUGUGUGUCAACUGUGUAACACAAGGAAGAGCUCAAUCUUAAGACGGCGGUGGUAAUGAGACGGUAAAGCUUGAGGUGUCAUUUUUACACCAACUCCAGGGUCUUACAAAAAGGAGCAGUGACGUGGUGCAAUCGCAUUCAUGGCAUUGGUCCUGAAGACCUCUUGAUCUUGAAUAAUUAUUAUAAUUAUUAUUAGUACCAGUAGCUCACAAGGGAUUAUGGGAAGAGUUUACCUGUAGGUCUGUUGCGGGUGUUGUCUGGGUUUUUUUGUACCAUAACCUCCCUCUGUAGCGUCUGAGCAUUGCAUUUUUCAUACUUGGUAUAUUGACUGCCACGUAUUUGUCAAGUUGAUGGGAUUUCCCAUCGACUGGAAUUGAUGUUUACUUUCACACGGAAGGGUUAAGGGAACGACUGUGUGGCCGACACCUGGCUGGUGUGUUGGAUGGCACGCUAAGUCUGCCUGAAUUUACAGCGGCUUUCUUGAGCAUAAUACCGUGAAGAGACUUAUGAAGCCAUCUGCUUUUUACAGCCCCCGUUUUAAAUUUGCAUGCAAUGUCUUUAUAGAGAGGGAUUUAUUCUUUUUCUCUGCUUCUUACUGAGGACAUAGGACACUGUAACGCUUUGUCACAACAAGUUUUCACAUCGGCCCAUGUGAGCAGCUCUGCAGAGCACAACAUGAAACCUCGUUUUUUAAAUGUCAUGUUUGUAUUGUUUAAUAAUUUGCACUAGCGCGGCUCUACGUUACACGAAAAUAGAUUAUCUUAAAUCACAUGGGUGGGCGGUCAAAUUCAGCCGUAUAUUAAUCCUGGUGCCUCCAGCAAUCUGAAACUAAAAGGGCAUCCGUCAAAAGACAUUUCCACAAAUGCAUCGGCAGGGCAUCCGACAGAUGGUCACGGAGAUGGGAGGGUGUGCCCAUUCAUCCUCUCCGCAUGCAACACUGCUGUUGCUGCAGGACGACUCUAUUAUUAUUUAUUGUUAUGAUUAUUUACCCGGAAAAGCCUCACCGAUUCUCAUGACUCGUUUUUUUUCAGGAGGGUCCUAAUUUUUUCACAGUCCGGCGAGGGGGGUGGGGGGGCGGGAGGCUAUUAUUGAUGUGUAUAAUUUUAACUGUGAGUAAUUUGCGGUGUGAUAUUUCCAAUUUGUCAAAUUUGAACCAAGACGCCAACGGCACACGAUGGCCUACUUCUUGCAAAUGACGUCACGGGAUCUUUGAACGUCCACAGUGAAGCAGACGGCGUGUAUUUUUACGGUUCACACACACGCUAUUGCGGUAGUGACCAGGGCGGCCGCUGGAUUUGAACCGCGGACCUCCGCAAAAGGCGGGGAACGCACCGACCGCCGGGGUUACGACCCCUGCCACCACCUCCCGAGCCAGAACGGCUUUCAGCUCACGGCACCCAACCACUCGCUGCUGGGGUCGCGUCACCGUACUGAGUCGCGUCACCGUGCUGCUGGGGUCACGAACCCCGGGGUCACGUCACCAGCCCCAACUCCCGAGCCGGACCGGCUUUCAGCUCACGGCACCCAACCACGCACUGCUCACCCCCCCCCCCCCCCCCCCCCCCCCCCCACUGCUCACCCCCCCCCCUCAUCUUGGCUCCCCGAGGAAGGGCGCGAAUGCCGUACUUUAGGCACGAGUGUGACCUUUUCAGAACGGGGCUGUUUGGCGGUUUGCCGCGAGGCAAUGACGUCCCGGUGUGUUAUUGCUUGUCCACGCAUUAACUCGCAAGACGAAGCACCUGCUGCUACGAGCAAUGCGCAUACUAAAAUUGAAACUCACAGACGGGCACCUGUGUGUGUGUGUGCGUGUGUGCAGUGCGUGUGUGCAGUGCGUGUGGGAGAUUAUAUUGUGUAACUGGCUUGCUGUGUAGAGUUGCAGUGCGCCUCUGAUUGGGUAGGGCCCCUAGAGAGACUAGCUUUUCCAGUAAAACGGCAGAACUGCUGCAAAUUAUCAUUCCAUAUAAUGAGCCCUCGAACAAUGUGGAUUUGCUGCAAUAUCAUUUAUUGCAAGCCGUUUAUUUUUAUAACGCGUGACGAAAUGACAAUUGAUGAAUAGAGAACUACUUUUAGGGUGGCGCUGCUAGCGCGUGCGCUUCCCUUUUUGGGUUCGUAGUCCAGGGACAUUGGUGGGGUUGAUGCCCCACAGCAGCAAAGGACCAAUUAAAAAAUUCUCGGAUGGCGCAAAGACCCCAGUCAGACCUUAGCCCGGUUCUGUGUUCAAUCUCAUUGGCGUGUGCGCGUGCGUGUGACUUGUUUACGUUCCCUGCAAGCGCGCCGAGUUGCUCCCGUUGUCGUGGUUUUGUCCUUGAUAUUUGAUCGCUAUGUAAAUGACAAUUUUUCCUCGUGUCAUUAUUAAACUUGUUAGUAUUCGUUGUG